Penicillium antarcticum is the source of this 1050-nucleotide messenger RNA. RefSeq names its product shikimate dehydrogenase family protein. Gene Ontology annotation, biological process: shikimate metabolic process; chorismate biosynthetic process. Lineage: Eukaryota; Fungi; Ascomycota; Eurotiomycetes; Eurotiales; Aspergillaceae. The record is from RefSeq and is a predicted model, not a curated record. Gene Ontology annotation, molecular function: shikimate 3-dehydrogenase (NADP+) activity. Bases 1 to 1050 code for a protein of 349 amino acids. The transcript has a single exon.
AUGUCCGUCGAAAUCAACCAAACACCCGAGGAGCCCAUCUCCAUCCCAUCCAACCUCGAUGGCGUCGCCUACCUCUACGGCCACCCCCUCCUCAACUCCCUCUCUCCCCCCCUCCACCAAACAGUCUACAACGCCCUUGGCCUGAAUUGGACUCAAAUCCCCCUGUCCAGCGUAACCGGCACAUCAGAGACCUACCCACCCCCCUACACAAAGUCCCCCCCAAUUGAGAAAUAUCUGGCCUCAAUCAAAUCCAAUCCCAAAUUCGUCGGCUCAUCCGUGACAAUGCCCCAUAAAGUCGCAAUCAUGCCUCACCUCGACGACUUGACCGAGCACGCCCGCCAAGCCGGCGCCUGCAACACCAUCUUCUUGCGCAAUGACCCAGCAACCGGUGAACGCCAGUACGUCGGCACCAACACCGACUGCGACGGCAUCCGCGAAGCCCUCACUCAGAACGCCCCGGAUGCCUCGCGCUUCCGCGGCCGUCCCGCUCUUAUCAUUGGUGGUGGUGGUACCGCCCGUACCGCUAUCUACGUUAUGCGCCGCUGGCUCGGCUCCAGCGCGAUCUACGUCGUCAACCGUGAUGCCGCCGAGGUCGCUGCCAUCCUGGCCGAGGACCGCGCACGUAACCCGGACCCUGCGGCUCAGGCACCCCUUAUCCCUGUCACUGACGCUGCUGAGGCUGCCCGUCUCGAGGCCCCUGCUGCUAUCGUCUCUGGUAUCCCUAACUACCCUCCCAAAUCUGCUGAGGAGUUGAACGCCCGCGCGGUCAUCCAGGCUUUCCUUGGUACUGCUGCCAACGCGGAAAAGCAGCAGGGUGUAAUCCUUGAGAUGUGCUACCACCCUAACCCCUGGACCGAGAUUGCUCAGUUGGCUUCUACUGGUGGGUGGAAGGUUAUCCUUGGCUCUGAGGCUUUGAUCUGGCAAGGUCUUGAGCAGGCCCGUCUGUGGACUGGCAAGGAUGUUAUUGGUACUCCUGGACUUGUGCAGCAAGUUAAGGAUAUUGUUAACAAGUCUAUUGCUGAGCGGUCGACUAAUAAGUCUAGUCUGUGA